Molecule: messenger RNA, 1104 nt
Organism: Helicoverpa zea (corn earworm)
Lineage: Eukaryota; Metazoa; Arthropoda; Insecta; Lepidoptera; Noctuidae
Exons: 1
Coding region: 262-1101 (279 amino acids)
Source: RefSeq, a predicted model, not a curated record
ACUAAAUAUUGUGACCGUACCAAAUCCCAUGUAACCUAAUUGGAGUCAGAAAAUAAAAGUGUAUUAAUUAGUAUUCGGUUUAUUUACUUAUCUCUGAACACGACACCCCACCAUCUAAAUUGGUGACCCCGUGUGGAGAAAGUGUGAACUGUAACCAGUGAAUUUGGACUUGUAAUUCAGUGAAUCGGACGACCGGGGCAACUCACACAAGUGUACGUAGUGUCGGCUUAAUAUUAGUGCGCGUCAAAUUAAGAAAUUAUAAUGUCGUCUGAAGACAAGAAGGUCGUUAUUGAAGAACAUCAACUGUCGUCCAUCUCCAUCACAACUAGAAUUCCGGAAUUUUGGAAGAAGUCGCCUAGAACAUGGUUUAUCCAAGCAGAAGCAGUUCUAAAUCCUCAGAAGAUGUCCGACGAAUCAAAGUACCAGGUCCUUAUUUCAAAAUUACCCCCGGACGCAGUUGAGCAAGUUACACAGAUCCUUGUGGAUCCCCCUGAGAAAAAUAAAUAUGAGACCUUGAAGAAUAAGUUGAUAUUUAUAUAUCAAGAAUCCGAAGAGCGGCAAGUAAAAAAACUCAUUGGCGAAAUGGAAUUAGGCGACCAGAAACCAUCACAAUUACUUCGAAAAAUGCAAGACCUAGCCAGGGGACGAAUAAAUGACGAAACACUCAUAGUUAUGUGGCAAAAUCAUUUACCAAAUUCGGUGCGAGGAGUUUUAGCUGUAACGGAAGAAAAAGAUCUAGAGAAAUUAGCAUCAAUAGCGGAUAAAAUAAUGGAAACAACGACUCCCAUAAAUAGUGUUGCGACUGUCAAACAGGAACCAGGCCCAUCGGGUUCUCAGGACCAAAUUAUUUCGGCAAUAAACAAAUUGAGUGAUAGAUUACAAAAUUUAGAGUCAAGAUCACGAGGCCGUUCAAAUAACUGGCGAAGGAAUAACUUUAGACGCAACAGAUCCAGGUCAGGGUCAAGAAAUCGCACAAGGAAAUUCGAAGAUCCAAAUUGGCUAUGUUUUUACCAUUAUAAGUAUCGCAGCAAGGCAACUAAAUGCGUGGAUCCAUGUAACUGGAAGAAAAAACACGACAAGGACAAGCCAGCGGAAAACUAGAGU